Sitodiplosis mosellana (orange wheat blossom midge) is the source of this 3008-nucleotide messenger RNA. RefSeq names its product chromatin assembly factor 1 subunit B (gene Caf1-105). The transcript has 5 exons. Gene Ontology annotation, molecular function: protein binding. Lineage: Eukaryota; Metazoa; Arthropoda; Insecta; Diptera; Cecidomyiidae. Bases 160 to 2259 code for a protein of 699 amino acids. Gene Ontology annotation, cellular component: nucleus; CAF-1 complex. The record is from RefSeq and is a predicted model, not a curated record. Gene Ontology annotation, biological process: DNA replication-dependent chromatin assembly; nucleosome assembly.
GAUUUGACAUUUUGUUUUGGCGCGAUUUAGACGUUUUUAUAUAUUAUAAUUUGGCUGUACUUCGUUGACUGCUUGGUUGGAAACAGAAAAACGAGAAGAGAAAGAGUUGAAUUUUGCAAUUGAAUUUUGUUUGUUAUUAAAAUAUAUAUAUUCUUGACCAUGAAGUGCGUGAUACCAGAAAUUUCCUGGCAUAAUCGUGAUCCAGUGUUGAGUGUAGAUAUUCAACCGAAAGUAUUGGAAGGUGAUAAUAAGAUUCGUUUGGCAUCUGGUGGUUUGGACACACAUGUUUUGAUUUGGUACAUUUCCGAGAAUGACGAAGGUUUGCCAAAAUUGGAACUGGCAUCUGAUUUGGCAAGACAUCAGAAAUCGGUGAUGGCUGUGCGCUGGUCACCGUCUGGACAAUAUUUGGCGUCAGCGGAUGAAGAAGCAAUUUUCAUUUGGAAAUUGAAAGGUGAAAAUGAUCCCGGUCUGUUCGAUGACAGCAGUGAAGCAAACAGAGAAACAUGGAACAUUUUCAAAACGUUGCGUGGCCAUUUGGAUGACGUUCUUGAUUUGUCUUGGUCAUUGGACUCAUUGUAUUUGGCAUCGGGAGAAGUUGGUUGCACGGCCAUGGUGUGGGAUGUGAUGAAAGGAAAAAGUAAACUCCUUUUGAACGAACACAAAAACUUUGUGCAGGGCGUCGCUUGGGAUCCAAAGGACAAGUAUUUAGCAACGAUUUCAUCAGAUCGAACAUUGCGGUUUUUUGACUCGAAAACCGGUAAAGUUCUUCGUCGCAUAAAUAAGGCAACAUAUCCAGUCGGUCCGUCAUCACCGCUGUUCAAUAAAAACAUUCGGCUCUUCCAUGACGACACACUUCCAACAUUCUAUCGACGAUUGUGCUACUCACCCGAUGGCAACUUACUGGUUGUGCCGUCUGGUUGUACGGACAUAAUUACUUCGAGUACUGAAAACAAAGAGGAAGCAGAAAAACAAAAUGAGAACAAAGAGGAUGCUUCCAAUGGAAAAGAUGAAGCGGUUGAAAAACCGGAAAAGCCCGAGAAACCCGAGAAAGCCGACAAACAAAACAAGCUGCAGAACGUAACUUACAUUUUUACUCGAUAUUCAAAAGAGCCGGCCGUUAUUAUACCAUCGAAGAAACACUUCACACUAGCGGUUCGAUUCUGUCCGACCAUAUUCAAAUUGCGGCCACACAAUGAGAACAAUCCACCGAUGAUCGAUUUACCCUACAGAAUGAUUUACGCAGUCGUUUCGAAAGAUUCCGUCUAUCUGUAUGACACACAGCAACGGAUACCGUUCGGAUCGAUUUCGGAUAUUCAUUACGCCAGGUUGACCGAUGUCACAUGGUCGAACGAUGGUCGAAUUUUGAUCGCGUCCAGUUUUGAUGGAUUUUGUACAUUGAUUUCCUUCGAAGACGGUGAACUGGGUGAGGUAUACGAGAAAUCGAUCAAUCUGGUCGAUACCGACGACAAAGAGAAUCAAACGAAGAGAAAGCGCACCAGCAAUGAUGGCAAGAAUAAAACAUCACCAAAAAUGCAAAAGUCCGACAAAACAGAAGCAUCAACACCCACGACAUCGAUCUCAACGAAAGAAAAUGCGCAAUUGAUCGUAAAGCCGAAAAUCCAAAUUCCAGAGACGAUCAUUGCUUCGGCCGAAACAUUUGAAUCGCCAGAGUAUAAGGAGAAACAAGCGACACCAAUUGCCAUACGACGUGCGCCACGUACUAAUCCAUCAACACCAUCGUCCGCCACUGCAACGCCAAAAUCAUCCGACACUGAAUCGGCAGCGCUCAGUGCAAAGAAGCCAAAAUUGAUUGCAAUUCGACGGCAACCACGUAACAUUUUGCCAUCCUCGCCAGCGGUUGUAGAGAAAUCAGCGGCCGAUCAAGACGAAGCUUUGGACGCUUGGCCAAUUCCAAUUGACACCGUAAAAACCACGGAAGAAAAAGAGUCGAAACAAAAACCCAAGAAAGACGAUGCACCAAUCGUGAUCGAAGAUGAAACCGAAGAUAUGCACUUGGUGUAUGAGGGUGAAAGUGAAUUGACGUUGAUCAAAACCGAAACGAUUAGCGAAUCAAUAACAAAGCAAACCGACACACCCGGCAAGGCGAUAACAAAUACUCCAGCUCCUGAACCAUCAUCCACAUCAUCAUCGUCCAAUGAACAAAGCAGCACUCCCGAUACGAAAAACUCGAAAACUCCGCGCCGCGUUCAAUUGCGUACAAUUUCCACACCGAAAUCAAAGAAGAAACUCAUCAAUUGAAAAGCAGAGCAUUCAUAGCGAAUCUCAAACCAGAUUCAAUGCGGACAGUCGACCAAAAUUCAAUCAACAAAACCGAAACUGAAAAUGAAUGAAGACAGAAAAAUGAAAAGAAAAAGCAAGAAAAUAAACGAAAUAACGAAGACACUUGUUGUUUUGUUUUCCGUUAAAUGAGUUUUCCUUUUUCUUUAUUUAUAGAAUGUUUAGAUGUAGAAUUUAUUCGGUAAAUAGUAUACUUUCAUUUUGUGCUUACUGCAUAUAAUCGUAAUCGAAUCAUCAUCCAAAGUAAAAUAAAAACAAAACGAAACGAAAAAAGAACAUUAUUCUCUGUUACAAUAGUUGCAGACAUUUGGCAUAUGAAUUGUAAAAUGUUUAGUUAUCUUCUUAUUUAUCAUCUGUAUUUUCUUUUCUGUUUCUUUUCCUUGUCAGUAUCAUCAUCAUCAAUAAUAAUAAUUUGUUUCGGUAAUUCCGUUAACUUAAACAAAAUAGCUGAUGCUCUCAUUUCAAGCUUGAAAUCGAUGCAUUGACGUUACAAAAAUAGUGUAAUAAUUCACAAUGAAAUCAUGUUGAUAAGUAAUGUUGGAAUUCAGGGAGAGAGAGAAAGAUGAAGAAGCAUUAACUUAAAUUAUUUUAUGGACAGGAACAGCAUUUAGUUUAGAAAGACAUUUAUAUAUUUUUUGUUCAUUUUCUUUGAAAGGAAAGCACAAAAUUUAUUGGAAGAAAAAAUGAAAAAUAAAAAAGGAUUCAACUGA